AUGCGCUCAAAACGAACAUUUGCGGAGUACAUGACUCCGGAUGGAACACCCGAGUCAUCUCGCGGCUGUACAGGGUCUACUCCACCAACCAUCUUGACAAGUCCGUCAGCCCCAACACCCAAACGACAAUGCCAUGAUGCGAGAGCCAUUAAUGCGAAACCAGGCCACUCGCCGGAUAACCUCUUUGGGACGGUUCCUAAGAAACCAGUGAUUGAGCUCCCAAGACCAGCACGAACAAGUGCCGAAGUUAGGAUACAGUUGGUUGGGCAUCAGGUUGGUCAUUACUUCGCUUGCUUAUUCAUGAUCCACCAUGACAUUCGUCUAAUGCAUCAGGCUUUCCGGCGGGUACACAUUCCAUGCAAUUACAACUUUAUCCAUCUCCACCACCUUAUCCUAUUCCUGUUUGGAUGGAGCGGAGUUCAUGCACAUCGAUUCUCUGUGCAGAAUAAUAUUACAAUGCACGAACUCAAGCGAGGCCACGUACGCUCUGGGACUUUGUUUAUUGAUGUUUCUCCACCCCGGCCACCUCCGAGCAAGCGCGAAGUCAGAGAGGCGAAGCGCCUUGCUCGGGCGCUGGCCAAAUCGAACAUGAGAGAUAACCCCAGCGAAGAUAGUGACACUGAUUGGGAGGGCCCGGGCGCAUGGAGACCUUUGGUGCUCGAUCAAACUUCUGUACGACAACGUUCAGAAGAGGCACUGACUAUUGGUGAGGUCUUUGGUGCACAUGUUUGUAGGCGUGGCCGAGCUGUAAUAUAUGAAUAUGAUCCCAACCAUGCAGGAGGGUUUAAAGUACACAUUACGCUGAUUGACCUGGUCCAGCAUGACGAACCAGACCACCUCUCUAGCCCACCAGCAUGGCCAGCGCUACCACCUCUUCCCCCUUCCUCGCCAAUUCGUUCCAUUGCAUCGUCGCCCUAUACGCCUCGUGGCCGGCAACUCUCACUUGGCGUAGACUCUUCUCCAAUCCGUACUCUCCCCCGCUCACGUUCAAUGCCCUCAAUGAACUUUGACGACGACAAUGACGACGAAAACCCUCCUCAGCGGCCCUCCAUUGGUACGGAUCGAACAAACAACCCCUGGGUUGUCAUGGGCCAGGGCGUUUCUCCUCCGGAGCGAGAGUUAGCCAUCACUUUCGAGGAAGAUAACGAAGACGCUCAUGAUGUGCCAGUUAAACCGGAGUAUCGUGGGAAGGCAAAAAAGGAGGCUGGCUUGAGCUUCCGUAACAAGCACGUAGAGCUAAACGCUGAUCUUUUCAAUGAUGGACCUGACGGGGAAGAAGGAAUGUGUUUCGCCCGUUGGUUGUCAGGUGAAUUAGUAGUAGAACGAAUGGGGAAUAAUCUAUUAGUGUUAGACCGAGCGCGAGCCUCAGCGCAGACCAGAGAUGCUCAGCGUGCGAAAAGCACCGGCUGGGAUAGUGAUGAAGACUCACCAAACCACCAAGCAGUGAGCCCUGUCACACAAGGCCCCAUCGCUCUCGAAUCGCUGGAACCACACCUUGAGCAGGACGAUGAACUUGAAGACGAUGAACCUCUUAAUCCUACAAGCCAACCUGACGUUGACGAAGUAGAGGAAGGAAGUGACAAUCAAUAUGGACAGCAGGAGGAAUUGUGGGACGACGGUUAG
Molecule: messenger RNA, 1623 nt
Organism: Rhizoctonia solani
Lineage: Eukaryota; Fungi; Basidiomycota; Agaricomycetes; Cantharellales; Ceratobasidiaceae
Product: plasmid pRiA4b ORF-like protein
Exons: 3
Coding region: 1-1623 (540 amino acids)
Source: RefSeq, a predicted model, not a curated record